GACAACUUUUCCUUUUACGACGACUUCCAAAUUUCACCAUAUAGUCCAUCGUACGUGGCAGUGAAGACUGUCACAGUUCAACGCAGACUGUUCAGCCUGCACUAAUACGGAAGCCUUGGAUAGGCUCACUGGUACCGACUCUGGGGAAUAUAUUCCAUGCAAUCUAAACAACUUCUUUUUCUUUCCAAGACAAACGCAAUCAUCCAAUCUUGCCGCUUGCUUGAAAUACAUCUCGGAUAAUCUCGUCUCGCUACUCGCAAGGUGUUCAUCGGCAGCGCCCUAAGUACAUCGCAAGCCGCAAUAAUCACAUCCACUUCAUUGACUGCCAAAUUCCAGCCUCUGCGACAAGCUUCAAUGUCUACAUCCACCUUUUCGUCUUACCUCAAGUCCCAGAAAGCAGAUUUUCUAGCUGAUAACGGGGAAGGAUGGACUGUAGUAAUGGGCAAUGAAGCAGGAGAUCUCGAUACCGUCGCUAGCGCGCUCGGAUACGCCUGGCUGCGCUCACACACGAGCGGAAAGACGAUCGCAUAUUUGUCUACACCCAGGGAGGAUUUCUUCCUUAGAGGGGAGAAUAUUCAUGCCCUUGGUUUGGCGGAAAUCAAGCAGCCUUACGAAGAGCUCUAUUGCUCCGGUGAUCCUAUGCCAUCGCAGGUAUCCAAGUUCGCUCUCGUCGAUCACAACGUCCUCCACCCCAAUUACGCCUCUCCGACUGCCAGAGUCGUUGCCGUAAUCGAUCACCACGAAGAUGAAGGACAAUACAAGGAUACAGCUGAUCCCAGGAUCAUCGAGCUAGUCGGAAGUUGCUCGUCUCUCGUCGCAAGGCUGUAUGAAUCAUCCCCAAACCUUGAUAUACCCCCAGAAGUGGCUACGCUCUUGCUGAGUGCCAAUCUGGUUGAUACCCAAGGUCUCAAGGCGGGAGGGAAAGCUGUCGAUGUCGACAGGGAGGCGGCUACCUUCUUAAUCCCUCGUUCCCUUGUGAUGGGAGUCUCCGCAGUAUCGACCGACCAACCGAUCACACAAUCCCCUUCCAUUCAGGCUCUAUCCGCGACGUUGAUUGAAGAGAAAUUGGCUGUAUCUCACUUCAGCACGCGGGACUUGCUGCGGAGAGACUACAAGGAGUAUUUAUUCAAGGCGCCUGCAUCCGACGAUGCGACACAAUCUUCAAAGACGAUAAACGCGGGUCUCGCCACCGUCCCACUUCGUCUCUCCGCAUUUUUCGCUUCGUCGAAAAAUCCCAUCAAGGAAAUCCAAGAUUGGCUCGUCGAAAGAGAUCUCAGCAUCCUCGGCGUGCUUACUUCCUACCGGAACAAGAAGGACAAAGGAAGGAGGGAACAGCUUUGGAUAAUCAAAGCAGGUGAAGGGAUCGAAGCGAAACUUUGGCCGGGCCUCAAAUCCAGCAAAGAGCUCGGGCUGAAGAGGCUCGAUUUCUCAAAGUUCGUCGGUAAUGCCGACGCUGAGGAAUCUGAGGACGAAGAUGCUGAAGAUGUCACGAGCGAUGAAACGCAGUUCGAGGAGUUGUAUAGUGCGAGGGCAUACAAGCAGAAUGCCAAAGCGUCGAGGAAGCAGAUUGCCCCUGUUCUGAAGAGAAUUAUGGAAGGAGCGUGAGGUGAUUGAAUAUUGCUUGAAUCUGUUUGAAAUUUACUCAUAGUAUCCGAUGCGUAUGUAUGUACAAGUAAGACACAAGAUGUACCCAAUGAAUAUUAACGAUCAUCGUGUCGGAUCAUUUUGUUUUUUUCAU
This is a messenger RNA of Suillus paluster, 1738 nucleotides long. RefSeq lists its product as uncharacterized. Bases 355 to 1605 code for a protein of 416 amino acids. The record is from RefSeq and is a predicted model, not a curated record. Gene Ontology annotation, cellular component: cytoplasm. Gene Ontology annotation, molecular function: exopolyphosphatase activity. Lineage: Eukaryota; Fungi; Basidiomycota; Agaricomycetes; Boletales; Suillaceae. The transcript has 3 exons.